AUGAGAAAGGUAAUUGCCAUCGAUGGCAUACAUUUAUAUGGCAAGUACGGGGGUGUGUUGCUGAGUGCAGUUGCACAGGACACCGAAAAUCACAUCUUUCCAGUUACCUUUUGUGUCAUUGAUAAAGAGAACAAUUCUUCUUGGACCUUCUUCUUCCAGAAAUUGAAGUCUAUCAUAGAAGAUAAACCAGAUCUAUGGGUUAUAUCCAACAGGCAUAUCAUCAUUGCCAAUGUCUUUUCCCGUGUUUACAAUUAUGCACAUCAUGGACUUUGCAUGAGGCACCUCGCUGAAAAUCUGGGUGUAAAUCUGCACAGUGGAAAACAUCUUUAUCUCUUCUACGUCGUGGUAAAGGUGUAUACUAUUGAUGAGUUUAGCGAUCAUAUUGUCGAAUUGAAGAAUAAUAGCCCCGAGGUAGCACAUGUCCUUAAAAAUUUGCUUGGUUUUGAGAAAUGGAGUAGAGCAACUUCUCGGGCAAUAGAGCGGCAUACCUUUGUCGCUGGUCAAAAUAAUAAAUUUAUGCCUUGUGCGAAAAGGAUCCUAAAUGAUAAUAAGAAUAUGAGCGAAUUCUUGUAUGUGACUAAUACAAACGAGGGUCUCGACCAAUUUACGGUGUUCGACAAUGGCGUUAUUGCCAAGGUCAAUCUUUUGAAGAGGAGUUAUUUUUGUUGGAAAUUUGACUUGGUGAAAAUGUCGUGCGAACAUGCAAUGGCAGCUUUGCGAGCAAAGUAUGGAGAUGGCGUAGGUUAUGGUAACUCCAUCUACGAGUACUCUUCACCUAUUUAUAAAGUUGAAACUUACCAUCUCGCAUAUUCGGAAGCUAUUAACAUUGUCCCUCCAGAGGCCGAAUGGACUGUGCCAUAUAAAGUGCGAGACAGUAAUAUUUCUCCACCCACUAUGAUUGCAAACUCAGAAGGAAGAAAGUCAAACGCACUAAGGGCGUCGGCGAGACAUUCAAGUCCAAAAAGAGGAAUAGUAGUUCAAUAUGCAAGAAAUCAAGGCACAAAACAACCACAUGUAGAAUGGCUAACAAAUCGUAGAUAG
Messenger RNA from Capsicum annuum, 1041 nucleotides. RefSeq lists its product as uncharacterized. The transcript has 2 exons. The record is from RefSeq and is a predicted model, not a curated record. Lineage: Eukaryota; Viridiplantae; Streptophyta; Magnoliopsida; Solanales; Solanaceae. The coding region runs from base 1 to 1041 and encodes 346 amino acids.